UAUAUAAAUCUGAACUCUCUUACAUUCAUCUUCACAUUCUUCUGUGUCUUUCUCAAAACCCCUUUCUGUUUUCAAUCAAUCAGUUCGUCCAUUUCAGGAAAAAUAAUGGAAGUUAAAGGAACUAGAUGCUCUUCAGCUGAUAAUUACAGCAAGACCUCCUCAUCAUCUUCUUCUUCUUCUUCAACCCUUCAAACUUGUACUGAUGAAGAUCUUUUGGACGUGAGGAGAGGUCCAUGGAUGGUGGAAGAAGAUUUCAAGCUCAUCAAUUACAUUGCUAAUCAUGGUGAAGGUCGAUGGAACUCUCUUGCUCGCUCUGCCGGUCUCAGACGAACCGGAAAAAGUUGCAGAUUAAGGUGGUUGAACUAUCUCCGCCCGGAUGUAAGACGUGGGAACAUCACGCUUGAAGAACAGCUUUUGAUUCUUGAACUUCACUCUCACUUGGGCAACAGAUGGUCAAAAAUUGCCCAACACUUGCCCGGAAGAACCGAUAACGAGAUCAAAAACUACUGGAGAACCCGUGUCCAGAAGCAGGCUAAGCAGCUUAAAUGCGACGUCAACAGCAAGCAAUUCAAAGACACCAUGCGUUAUUUAUGGAUGCCAAGGCUAAUGGAAAGAAUUCAAGCCACAAAUAAUGCUACAGACAGGACGGCUGCUGCUGCCGCCACCACCGGGUCUAAUUCCACCGGUCCCAACACCACAACCACGAUGGCUGCCGCGGCGGCGACCGCAGGUAUCGGACACAACAAUAUUACACCAAGUUACACUCCCGACAAUUCAAGCACAGCGGCCACAUCGGAGUCGUUCGGAACCCCGAUUUCGGACUUGGCUGAUUAUUACGCUUUUCCGGCCAGUGACAAUCCUAACCUGGAAUAUUAUUAUUCUGAGUCUUUUUUUAGCCCGUCGGCUUACUUUAAUCCCGGAAUAGAAUUCCAGGAGAUGGAGCCAACCGAUUAUCAAUUGCUGGACAACGGCGAGGUCGAUCCGGUGGACAAUUUCUGGAAUGUAAAGGACAUAUGGUCCUUACAGCAACAAUUCAACAGCAACAUGUGAGAAAUGAACAGAAGUAAAGGGGGUGAAAGUGAAAAUUUCUAGGCUGUAGUGGUAUAUUUUUAUUUUAAGCAUGGAAAUAUGACAUUAUUUUUUUCUAAAGAACUGAACAUUUCUUUUAUUGAGGGACUCAUUUUUUUAAAUUUUUUUGUUGAAGGUUUCAAAUUUUCAUAUUUAUCAAUUAAAAAAAUAAAAUUUUAUUAUUUUUUAUUAAAUGUAUCAAACUAAUCAACUUGUUUCAAAAACAAAACUAAUAAUGUAUUUAUUAAAUACUUUUAAUAAAAAAUAUUAAAAGAUCGAUUUAUUUUAUUAGAAAAUUUGAAAGAUUAAUCACUUCAAUAAAAAAAUUAUAAAAUUUAGUCCCUUCAAUAGAAGAAUGAUAAUAGUUUAACAUCUCGAGAUAUUGUUAUCAUUUUACUUUUUUUUGUUUUUUUGUCCAUAGGGAGCAAAAGAAAGAUUCAGUGUAGAGUAAUUUAAUAAUAACUAUGAGAGUGAGCUAGACAGUUAAAAGUCUAAUUGUGGAUUAUAAAUGUAUUUUUCUUAUAUUGGGGGGUGAAUUGUAAUUUGAGAUUAUUAUUAAUCUCAUUCUUUGAAAAUUGAAGAAAUCGACUCUUUCUAAUUAGCCA
Mangifera indica (mango) is the source of this 1673-nucleotide messenger RNA. Its product is annotated as transcription factor MYB108. The transcript is spliced from 3 exons. The record is from RefSeq and is a predicted model, not a curated record. Gene Ontology annotation, biological process: regulation of DNA-templated transcription. Gene Ontology annotation, molecular function: DNA-binding transcription factor activity; sequence-specific DNA binding. Bases 106 to 1050 code for a protein of 314 amino acids. Lineage: Eukaryota; Viridiplantae; Streptophyta; Magnoliopsida; Sapindales; Anacardiaceae. Gene Ontology annotation, cellular component: nucleus.